Messenger RNA from Amoebophrya sp. A25, 2277 nucleotides. The record is from the annotation of a GenBank genome assembly. Lineage: Eukaryota; Dinophyceae; Syndiniales; Amoebophryaceae.
GCGACUUUGAUUAAGUUUUCUUCAAUCAUUUGUUGUUAUUUUUUGUAGUUCUCAGUGAGUACUGAAUACCUCUUAGAUUCCUGCUUCAUCAAAUCAUACAUUAAUGUGUCCUGCCAUUUAGCAGACUGUCUACUAAGUUAGAUAGUUUUUCUCCGCCUUCAUCACUUUGGAUAGACCUCCUGGAGUCGACGUCUAUCUAAACGACAAGAAAAACAUGACAUCGUCUCUUGGCAGAGCAGACACACCCUGAGCAAAGGAGCGGUAGCAAUCGAGGAAAUGCUGCUGUUCCCUUCACUUUUGCGUUGGCACCAAAAUGUCAGUGGACUACAAUGUCGCCGAGAAGAGCGGAGAGUUGGAGUCCUGUUGCGAGCGGGCCCAUCUGCCUUGCGCUCGUGUGCUGCAGUCGCACUACUGUCGUCGGCAUUUAGCGUGACUCCACUGCACAUCGGUUUGUACGCUGCUGCAAAGCAGACAGAGCACAGCAGGGAUGACCAGGGUACAUAUCUGAUAUACAAAAUGUGGAUCAUCCCUUUGUUGAGCAACUUCUCUGUGUGUCGUUGUGCUACUUCUAGUCACUGACCGUCAUCAUCAUGAACAUGAUCCUUCUCAAAUCUUUUCGACACAUAGGUUAUUGAUUUGAAAAUCAUAUUCAAUUCUUCUCUAGUCCUUCUCGCGAAAACCUCCAAACAGCCCCCCCGCGGGAGCGCAAACCACCUGACAUCAAUGAUGCUACGGAGCUGACCGACACCGACAGGCCAGAAGGUGAAGACCCCCAUAAGGCGGCGAGUUUUGUCGUAAUCUCAACAGGCGAAGCAGAGCGAGUCGCUGAGACUGCGACUGGUGACCACAUUGACCAGCAGAUAGCAGAAGUAGACCAAAUGAUCGCACAGAUAAGGCAGAUGAGCACGGUGGGAGUGGACGCGCAGGGAGAGACUGAAGGAGGAGGACUAAACGGCAUGAAGACAAAGCUAGAAAUGCUGCGCACGCAGGUAGAACAGCUACCACGAGUACUGCAGACGAUGUUGUCAGAAGUCAACUCUGAAAAUUACAACAGCAGGGUCCUCCAGGCAGAAUCGAGCGAGCCGGUCCAAGCAUAUGGCGACGCAAUUGAUGAGCUGAAACGGUCAAUCACGAUCAUCGAGUCGCGGCUAGAGGAGGUGGAACGCGAGGCAGUAGAAUCAAAACAACUGGUAGAGCCGUCGCAGGUGAAAAAACACGAGGAUUUGGCUUCAGGUUCAGGAAAUCAUAUUAGUGUGAGCACCAGAUCUUCAGGAGUAGAAAUGAGUGGGAGGCUGAGUCAGAUGGAAAAGCUACAAGAGCAGCGACAACAGCAGCGAGAAGAAAUGCAGAACUUGGUAGACAAGCAGACACAACAGACAAAAGAACUAGAAGCUUCACUGCAGGUAGCUCUUCAAGCUGUAGCACCAGAGGAACUACAGAACAAGCUGUCAACACAUUCUUCUACUUCUCCAUCAGUGGAAGUCAGCAUCGUUUCGGGUCUGCCUCGGCCGCCUGCAUUUUUGGAUUGGAAAAGCUCAAAAGUAGAAGCUCAAAGUCUGACAGUAAAUGUACAGAUGCGUAGUAGUGUUCCUGAUCCAUUUCGGAAAUACGUCAUCAAGAUCGAAGUGCCUGUGCCAUCCAAGGAAAAGCAGAGCAGCGAACCAGCGUGGUCUUUGACGGAACAACUCGCGCUUUUCAAAAAUGACGCGAUUAUGGUGAAAUUAUGCCGCUAUCGGUACACGGGGCACGAAAAUGAUGAUACACUCGGGAAUUUUGGCGUAGCGAAAUGGGCCGACUUUCAGAAACAGAUUCGGGGAGGUGAGCUUGGUCAGCCUUUUCGCUACGUCAGAGUAUCAGGUUUCAGCCAGUUCGAACCGGCUGGCACACUCUCGUAUGGUGGUAUCAAUGAUGCUGCGGUGACGGGACUCGCAAAUUUACUUAAGUCCGCUAAGCAGAUGUACGAGUAUGAUUUCCACGUAGUGUGUGAAACUGAGUCGGCGACCUGGCCGUUUGGCUCCAAACCGUAUGAGGAGUACAGCAGGAUCUCUGUCAAAUUUAUGUGGGUGGAAGUUUCGGUUGUCCCUGAGACUGUCAUAUGAUCCGAAGAUACCGACUCAAUUUCGAUAUUAGAUUCUGAAACACAGUGUCCAAGUUCAUGGCGAUCAGUGCCAUUAGAACAGUGACGAACACGUUCGACGAAGAUCAUAUACAACUUUUCCAGUGUAUCUCUGUUCUUCUGCUAUUUUUGAGACGAAAAGACGAGCGUGAAGAUGGUCC